UAUACUAUCUUGCUCUGUGUACCACGCACCAGGAACAGUAAAAACAAAUAAGGCGUGGUAUCAAAGAUCAGCUGCACGUCAUUUUGGAAUUUUGAAGUUUGAACUUUCAAAUUUAAAACAUAGGUACCUAUCGACUGAAACUUUCAAUGAUAAUAAAUAGUAACUAUUUUCCUAGAGAUAUUUUUUUUGGGUACCUAUUAAAAGUUGAUUGUGUGCACAGUGCAGCUGAUAAUAGCAUAGAUUAUUGUUUAACUAACAAAACUUUUAGCGAAGGAACCUUGCAAACCGGUAUUUUAGUAGUGUAUUCGUUAAGAACUCAACAUAAACUUGUUUGAGGUGAAUGGUGUUGUGUGCACGUAAUACAUUAUUUCAAUACCCCUUCCUUUCACUUACUGUGUGUCUUUACUUGAAUGUUUGUACAUAUGUUCUAGACAAAUUUAAUGCCUAAUAUACAAUUAAAAAACUUUGAAUCUAAAGAUUCAACAAUGUUGCGGGGCAUAAAGCUUUGGAGUUCAAAAGGGUUUACCUUAGAACCAUAUGUCACUUCUCUACAAUUAGUAAGCAACUAUACAUCUGCAAAAACAGCUUCUACCACCCAAAAUCUACCAAGACUCCCUGUACCAAAACUUAAUGCUACAUUAACAAAAUAUUUAAAAACAGUGAGACCAUUCCUUAAUGAUGAGGAAUUUGCGAAUACUUCAAAUCUUGUUAAGAAAUUCGCAUCAGGUGAUGGCCAGAAAUUGCAGACUCUAUUGGAAAAUAGAGCAACUAAACACCAAAACUGGCUUGAAGAAUGGUGGAUAAACACUGCCUACCUUGAGUACCGUGACCCAGUAGUUGUUUUCUCCAGUCCAGGUUUAGUCUUCCCAUUCAGAAAGUUCAAUAAUCAAAAUGAACAAUUGGAUUAUGCUGCUAAAACUUUACUUGCUGCAUUGGAUUACAAAUCAUUAAUAGAUAAUGAUAAAAUACCUGUAGAAAUGAUGGGGAAAAAUCCUCUAGACAUGUCCCAAUACAAGAAAGUAUUUGGUACUUGUCGGAUACCACAAGCUAAAAGGGACAAGCUGUCAUUCAAUGAUACCAAAUAUGUUACUGUUAUACACAAUAACCAUAUAUUCCAUCUUGAUCUGUGGGGAAGUGACAACAAAAGGUUAAAUAGGGAGCAAAUUGUGAAAGGUCUAAAGAAAAUCAUAGAUUCUUCACAGUCACGCACAGACGAUGCUAUUGGUGUUCUCACUUCGGAAAAUAGAGACACAUGGGCAAAGGCUUACGAACUAUUAAGUAAAGACGAAACGAACCGCAACUCGCUAGCGGACGUGGAGCGCAGUAUAGCGGUGUUGUGUUUGGACGGCGCGGCGGGGCUGUGGCAGUGCGCGGGCGGGGACGAGCGCCGCACGCUCGCCGCCAAGCACACGAUACACGGGGACGGGGCCAAUGCGAACGGCGGUAAUCGCUGGUUCGAUAAAACUGUGCAGUUCAUCGUUGGCGCUGAUGGUUUAACUGGUUUAACUUAUGAGCAUUCGCCGGCUGAAGGUCAACCCAUUGCCAUUUUGACUGAUUUUAUUAUAAAUUAUAUCGAUAAAAAUACAAGCAGCGAAGAAUCGUCUGCGUCUCCGAUCGAGCCGGUUCAACUGAAAUUCAAUGUGAGCGGCGAAGUAUCGCAGAUGAUAAAGAAUGCGAAAGCGAACUUGGACAAAUUAGCUGCAGACCUCGAUCUAAAUUGCUUCAAAUUCGAUCGAUAUGGCAAGAAUUUCAUUAAAACCCAGAAAAUGAGUCCAGACAGUUAUCUGCAAAUGGCAAUGCAGUAUGCCUUCUACAGUUUGCACAACACACCCGGUGCGCACUAUGAGUCAGCAGCAACGAGAAUGUACACAGGCGGCAGGACUGAAACGAUCCGCUCGUGUUCGAUCGAAUCAAUUGAAUUUGCGAAAACUAUGCUCGAGAAGCAAGCCUCACCCAAGGCGAAGGUAGAAGCUAUGAGGAAAGCCAUCGCCGCACAUAAGGAUUAUACCGUACAGGCUUUACAAGGUCUCGGUGUAGACAGGCACUUGCUUGGCCUGAAAUUGACUGCAAUCGAAAACGGAAUUGAAAUACCGAAAUUGUAUUCCGACCCUGGAUUCACAAGAAGUGCUCAUAUGAGAAUAUCUACUAGUCAGGUGGCGUGCAAAUGCGACGGGUUCAUGUGCUACGGGCCGUUCGUAGCGGACGGCUACGCGACGUGCUACAACCCGCGCGACGCGGACGUCAACUUCGCUACGGCGGCGUUCCGCGCGCACCCCGACACCGCCGCUACGAGAUACCGACAGGCGCUCGAACGUGCGCUACAGGAUAUGCACGAUGUGCUACUGCAGAACACACAAUCUAAAUUAUAAACAAUUUUAUUAUUCUAUUCUUUCAUAAUUAGGGUUCCAUCCCCAGAGCGUAAGGGGAAACCUCAGUGUCGUGUCCGACACGCACUUGACCAAUUUUAUAAUUCUAAUUAUAACUCUAGACUCUCUACUAACUCCAUAGUGUUGUUCGCGUUAUCGCGUGUCGGCUGUGGUACUUAUUUCCGUUCCCUUACUUCAAUCGCAACAAGUUUUAUUUUGAAAAAUGCCUACGCCCUAUCUAUGUCCUUUCACUAUAUUUAGUAUAUUGUGCCAAAUUUCGGUUCAUUGGUUUAAGUGUGAAAUUGGUGUUAAAGUACAUAAAAGUGGACCAUAAUAUGUUUGGGGCUCAAUUAUACGAUUAUAUCUAUUUAUGUAUAUAUCUUGUGAUUGAAACUCAAUAGAUAAAAUCUAAAGACCAAUAAACCGCGUGUUGUGAACACAUUUAGUGGCGGACUUAUGUAAAUGAACUUAAAACAUAAACAUAUUAUGUGACACUAUACACGUUGUCUUCAGCAUUAAAUAUAAGCUAAAGAAUUUUUUUAAGAUGAAUUAUUCAUAUUUUUAAUAUUCGUUGUUGUUUUUGUUAUUUAUUUUGUUGUAAAUCGCACUAAUUUUCGCUGUAUAAUAUAUUAUCAUACAAAUAAAGUACAUAAUAUUGUAUAACAGAGAUAUUUUUUAAGCACAUUCAUUAUUAUAUUAAAAUAAACAAUUGUAGAUACACAAAUCAAUAUUAACAUUUAUAUAUUUAUUAAGAGAUAAUUCCUACGCGUUAUUUCAAAACGCUUAGAAAUAGAGGUUAAUACAUUUUGGCUGAUGGUCAGCGACAUUAAAACCAGUCUAAAAAUUGAUAUUGCUCAGUUGUGGCCAUGGGCUAUAAUCUCCUAUGGCAUAUGUUCCGUAUGCCAUGUAGCUCUUUUGUCCUACAACCUUCGAAAAAUAACAGAAUUUCAAACUGAGUUUCGUAAAUAUAUAUAAAUAAAAGAUAAUCAUUAUUUUUGCCAAAAUUUUAAAUACAUAUAUAUUGUUUGUA
Colias croceus (clouded yellow) is the source of this 3396-nucleotide messenger RNA. RefSeq names its product carnitine O-acetyltransferase-like (gene CRAT). The transcript is spliced from 14 exons. Gene Ontology annotation, biological process: carnitine metabolic process, CoA-linked. The coding region runs from base 441 to 2369 and encodes 642 amino acids. Gene Ontology annotation, cellular component: peroxisome. The record is from RefSeq and is a predicted model, not a curated record. NCBI's taxonomy places the organism in Eukaryota, Metazoa, Arthropoda, Insecta, Lepidoptera, Pieridae. Gene Ontology annotation, molecular function: carnitine O-acetyltransferase activity.